AUGGCUGUUUCAAUUUUUAAGAAGAAAUCAAAGAAACUAUACAAAAAAGAACAAGAACCCGAAAAUCGAGGCUUCUUAGACUCGUGUAUGUUCAAACUUCUAAGCAAAAUUCCUGCAGCAUUUGUUCUUCUUUUCAUUAUCUUUGUAUGGUCUUCUUCUACUACUAUCAUCACUGGAUCAAUUGUUCAUGUUUGUGUAACGUCUCGAAAACUUAACAAUCUUUAUUGUCUUUCUGCUGGUGCUCAGCCUUCUAAGUAUGAUACUCUUCCUUUCAACAAUUAUACCUCUGAAAUUUCUGUUAUUGAAAGAACAAAUUUAGUCCCUAAUAAUACCCAUAAGUCCCAUGUUGUUUUACCCAUAAAUGAUCAGUUAAAUACUGCUCAAAACGAGAAUCGGGUCUUGUCUCAGUUAGAGCGUGCAUCAGUUCCUUUAGAUAAGGCCUACCAUGUAAAAAAUUCAGCUCAAAACGAGAAUAAGGUCUUGUCAAAGUUGGACCGUGUACCAGAUCCUCCAGGUAAGGUCGUUGGUGACUCUGCGCUCUUCUAUAGUCCUCCCCUUCCCUCGGCCUACCAUGUAGUCAAAAAUAGAGCUCAAAGCACUAAAAACAUUGCCCAAAAGCUAGUAGUGUCUCCCCCUUUAGUCAUGAGAGAAAGCAUUAGUAUUGAACUUCCGGUAAGUCGAUCGAAUAAAGUGAAUGAUGGAGGUUCGAUAUUUACUAAACCGGUGAUUCGAAAGGGGAUUGAUAAGGCUAAGGCAGAGGAGAUAGCAAAUGCUAGGAAGGAUGUUGAAGGGCAAAUAGCUGUUUUAAGAUCCUACAUUGCGAAGUCUAGGCCUUUAGAUUGUGAAGGAAGAGGGAUAUAUGUGUAUGAUCUUCCUUCAAAGUUUAACAAAGAUUUAGUUGCAAUGUGUAGUGAUAUGAUGGAAGAUAUGGAUUUUUGCGAAUACAUAUCGAACGAUGCAAUGGGUGAGCCGAUUAUGGAGCUAGGGAACGGGUGGUACAACACUCAUCAGUAUUCCCUAGAACCGAUAUUCCACAAUCGAAUACUUAAACAUCGAUGUAGAGUUUAUAAACCUGAGCAAGCCAAGCUUUUUUAUGUGCCCUUUUAUGGUGGGUUAGACAUAUUAAGAUGGCAUUUUAAGAAGGUUGAUAAUGAGGUAAAAGAUGCACUUUCUAAAGAAUUAGUUGAAUGGCUUGAUCAAAAAUGGAUGUGGAAGAGAAAUUUCGGGUUAGAUCAUGUAUUUGUCUUAGGAAAAAUCUCUUGGGAUUUUCGGAGAUGGGCAAACACUUCAUGGGGAAGCCGGUUUUUGGAGCUUGAUGAGCUACAAAACCCGAUAAAGCUCUUAAUUGAACGACAACCAUGGCAUAACAACGAUGUUGGUGUACCUCAUCCAACUCACUUUCACCCGAACUCAGAUCAAGAUAUCAUCGCCUGGCAGAACGAAAUCAGGAAUGUGAACCGGAAGUACCUAAUCAGCUUUGUUGGUGCCCCUCGAAAUGCUCGAGAAAGCAUAAGAUCAAUCUUGAUCGAGCAAUGCAGUUCAGCCCGUAAUGAGUGUAACUUCUUCAAUUGUGCAGAUAAAGCCUGUGUUAAAUCUGCACCAGUUGUGAAACUUCUGAUGGAAUCAGAGUUUUGCCUGCAGCCACCAGGAGACAGUCCUACACGAAAAUCGGUAUUUGAUUCGCUUAUUGCAGGGUGUAUUCCUGUAAUUUUUGAUCCUUUCACAGCAUACUAUCAAUAUCCAUGGCAUUUGCCCGAGGAUUACACGAAAUAUUCGGUGUUUAUAGACCAAGAACAGGUAAAGGCGUCCGAAGUGAAUGUGAUAGAACAUCUAGUGAAAAUCCCAUUAAAAAAAAGGGAAGAAAUGAGGAAGUAUAUAAUUGAUGAUUUGAUGCCUAGAUUGGUUUAUGCACAUCCUAAUGCUAGAUUGGAGAAAUUUGAUGAUGCAUUUACUGUAUCUGUGAAUAAUUUGCUUGAAAGGGUUGCUAGAAGAUUGCCGUAAGUAGGAAAUUUAAGGGUGUUAAAUGAGUUAAUCUUUC
Molecule: messenger RNA, 2038 nt
Organism: Amaranthus tricolor (Joseph's coat)
Lineage: Eukaryota; Viridiplantae; Streptophyta; Magnoliopsida; Caryophyllales; Amaranthaceae
Product: xyloglucan-specific galacturonosyltransferase 1
Exons: 1
Coding region: 1-2001 (666 amino acids)
Molecular function (GO): glycosyltransferase activity
Source: RefSeq, a predicted model, not a curated record